Messenger RNA from Saxophila tyrrhenica, 2553 nucleotides. RefSeq lists its product as uncharacterized. The coding region runs from base 1 to 2553 and encodes 850 amino acids. The record is from RefSeq and is a predicted model, not a curated record. The transcript has a single exon. NCBI's taxonomy places the organism in Eukaryota, Fungi, Ascomycota, Dothideomycetes, Mycosphaerellales, Extremaceae.
AUGGUAGAGGUCUUUGGAAGCAUGGACAAGGUGCAGGCCAACGAUGAGGACACGCAAGGCUCGGGCAGCGGAUCUGGAUACUCUGACCUUAGCGCAUUGGAGAACGAGACGGACGACUUUGGACGGCGCUUGAUACAGCAUCAACGGGAUGCGGCACGAUUGAAAGCAUUGAGCGGGAGUCAACAGGCCUUUAGGAAAGCUCGGCCGAAACCACGCAUUGCGGAUGUACUUGCGCGCGAAGAGAGGGAGAAUAGGUUGCGGGAGGCGCAGGUUCACAACCGGACGGGCAGCGGUGGCAGCCAUGAUUCGGACCCUCCGGUGACAGUCCCAAGGGAAUGGGGUAGGAAGGCGAGGAAGCAGACAGACUGGAUGCGCAAGAUAUUGGAACCGUCUGAGCCAAGUGAAAACGGCGAUGCUGUGCUCAACGGGCACGACGGAGAGAUCUUUACGCGCCGGACAGCCUUUACUGGAGAUUCAAACUGGAGGCCAAGGUCAGACGGGGCGGUGCAGGAUGUCAGACAUACACCCGCAGCGCGCGAGCAUGCGCCAUCAACCCCUCCCUCAUCGAUGAGACACAUGAACACCACUCUGAGACAUGACGUCUACUCUGAGAGCCAUGACUUCAGCAGUGCCUCCUUGUUGACUUCGACUCCUGCAACAAACCGCCUUUCUAGAAAGGUGGACGAGUUAGCGCGAAGGGAACUGGAAGAUCUCGAAGGCCAGGAUAUGAUUGCGGACGUCACUAAUGAAAUGACACGACCUGCAACGGACCGCAAUCUCCAUCGUUCAUCUGGCUCUACCCUCCGCGACCGCACAAAGGCGGACGACACUCUCCCCGGUAACUCUGUGUCAUCACGUCCGGCAACAGCACUGGGUCACUCUGCAAAUGCUAGUCGCAUUCCGCGCCGCCAACGCAGCCCCGACCGUAACCAGGAGAACAUUCCACCAUCGGGUGAGUCAAACGGUACAGUAGCCGGUCAUAAGCGCACGGAAGCAGAAACCUUGGUCAACCGCACUGCGCAACAGCUCACCACGCGGAAUGCACAGCGGCCGGGGCAUUCACGCAAUGACUCCAUGAACUUGCUUAAGAAGCUUGCUCGUGUGUCUAGCAUGUCGCCGAGCCCUGCGAACGACAAACAGAAGGAUGUGAUUGCAGAUGAGAAGACAUCGUCGGAUGGCGCAAAUACUCUUGCUUUGCGUCCAAAGAGCGCCAACGACGCUGCCACUGCUCCACAGACAUCGGCAAGAUCGCGCCGGUCCGAACCUCAAGCGAUUCGCAUUGGGCGUCAGGUAGAUGGCGAAGACGGUGAAGCGACAGCCGGGAACUCUGGCCAGGCUGCAAUUGUAUCUCAAGAAAUGUCAACAGAGCCGAAGACACCGGUCGUCACAGGCGCAUGGGUCGACACAACGAUGCACGCAGGCGAUGAAGCGUCGAAGGCGACGGCAAUCUUUCGACCGAGGGCCAUAGCGGAGGCCGAGCUGCGGCGGACCAGCAGUGAGCCAUCGCAUCAGAGGUCUGCACUUGGAGAUAUUCUACGUGAAAGCAAGGAGGAGCAGCGACUUCAAGGCUACGGCGAAAGUACCAUUCAGUCGCUGCAGGACAUUGUUGAUCCCAACCUCGAGCCCACGGACCCGACAAUUACUUCAGAGUUGGACGUGGAAGUAAAGGACGAAGAAGUCGGUGACGAUCGACUCAUGACGCAGGACGAGAAGGACCGCAGACAAGAGUCACUGGCCAUCGAAGGCAUGAACAAGCAUCUUCGCUCGGCACGAACGAACGUGAAAGACGCCAACAGAGGCCUACGGCGGGUGGAGAACAGGAUUGAAGCCAGUCAACACACUAUUCAAGCAGCACCGCCUACAGCACCGUCUACGGCCCCACCAACAGCACCGCCCGCGGCGGCGGCUGCUACCACCGUCAUUGUUCACCAGCAGCCCGGCAGAUUCGGCUUUCAACCCUGCGACACGUGCGGCGGCUGCUACCACUCCGUCUGGGCUGCGCUUUGGGACGAGUUCCGCUCCUACUUCUACACCUGGGACCCCAACUACCGUUACCGCAUCCGUUUCACGUCUCUCGGCCUUCUCUGCAUCGCCUCUCUGCUCUGGUACCUCCUUGAAUGCUGGAUGUGCUCCCUCUACUCUCAUCCAUUCGUCACCUCUCGAAAAGCAUACACCCCAGACCCCAAAGCGCCGCGCUUCCCGUUCGUCAUUCCGACACUGCUGUUUCGGCCGUUCUUCAAGUGGGGCCUAGGCGAGGACACGUACGAUUACGUCUGGCAGGCACUCGAGGCGUGGUGGCAUGAGGAGGUGUUUGAACGCUUCAUCGCCGGCGGGAAUCCUUGUUACAAAGUCCAUCCCGCGAUGUGCGGUGCCCAGCCGGUGAGACUGCAGCAGAAGACCACGGUGCGGAGUGCGUUUGAGAGUGUGCGGCCCAGUCGACAGGAGUGGGUUGCGGCUGCUACGGCGACAGGGGCGAGGUUUGUGGGGAGCGUGGUUGAUGCUAUUGAUGAGGCGGGGAGUAUGUGGGAUGAUUUUGAGGUGGAUUCGGUAUGA